CGAAGAACGUAUAAUUCCAAUUUCUAUGGAAACGAAAGAUUAUAAUGUAAAAGAACAUAAUGAAUCAAAUGAUCGUGAAACGAAUAUAGAAAUUCUUCCAGAAACAAAAGAUUAUUCAAUUGAUAACAUUGAAAAUGAUGGUCAUGGACAACAACAACCCGAUGAAUUUUAUGAGCUUGAUAAGCAAUACGAAAUAAUAACAGCUUUCUUUGAUGACGAUGGUAAUGUUAGUGUCUCAAAUGGGUUAGACGAAAGUGGAUUUCAACAAAUAUCAAAUAAGAGUACUCAUCAUAAUAGUAUUCAUAAUUUAUCUACUUUUAAAGAAAUACAAAAUAUGCUCAAAGAAAUUGUUGAAAAAGAGGAGAUUGAUAGAAUUACACCAAAUACUGCAAAAUUUGAAGAUGGAAAU
Messenger RNA from Dentiscutata erythropus, 409 nucleotides. Lineage: Eukaryota; Fungi; Glomeromycota; Glomeromycetes; Diversisporales; Gigasporaceae. The record is from the annotation of a GenBank genome assembly.